UGUCAGAGCAGUGAACUUGCAGCAGGGCUGUGAGAACUGACUGGCUUUGUCUUCAACACUUUUUUUUUUUUUUUGGUCCCCCUUUCCUCCUUUUCUUUUUCUUUCACGACCUGCCGAAAGUGACCAGGGUCUGCUUUAGCUGGAGACCCCCGCCGCCACCACCCAUAACAUUGCCAAGGCAGAGCCGUCACCUCUUCUUCAGAACGGAUUCCCCUUUUUUUGAUAUUUUUUUUUUCAUGCACUUUUCUCGGCUUUUGUUGCUGGAGGCUGGGCCUUUCUGUCUCGUGAAAUCUUAGGGAGAGUCGGGAUCCUUUCCUCAAGCUGUCCACCGCCUCUCACUUUUUAUUCUUUUUUUUUUGGUGAAGCGAGAAAGCUGGUCUUUCCUGCUAACCCAGUAAUAAAUGCUGUUUAUGAAGAUGGAUCUGUUGAACUACCAGUACCUGGACAAGAUGAACAACAACAUCGGCAUUCUGUGCUACGAAGGAGAAGCGGCGUUACGGAGUGAACACAGAAUGCAACCCCUUGCGAUGCCUACUGCACUCACCAAUCAUCGGACGGGCCCACCGCCUAUUAGCCCCAGUAAGAGGAGGUACAGCAUGGACCAAGGAGAUGAUGAACUAGACUGUGAAAAUGACCAUGUCUCAAAAAUGAGCCGGAUGUUUCACCCUCACUUAACCAAGGGUUUUAAUGGAGAUUACAGAAAAGAUCCACGGGACCGAAGUCGCAGCCCAAUAGAAAGAGCAGCAGCUCCCACGAUGGGUUUACAUGCAAGUCAUAUGUAUUCUUCAAUUCCACCUGUCAGUAUGGAUCAACCUCUGGCACUCACCAAAAACAGCGACUUGUCCAGAAGUUUGGGAUUGACACAAAGUAUGAGCCCCGUGGAACGACAGCAGGGACCUAAGGAGAUGUGGACCAUCAGACUGUACCCCUUGGAGCCCACCAAAACUAACGGAACGAACCGACCAUCAGUGAUCACAUGUGCUCCAGCAAGCAACCGGAACUGCAACCUCUCUCACUGCCCAGUUGUCCAUAGCGGUUGUGUUUCGGCAGUCCCGGCAAACUUCAGACGACCAUCAAACACUUCAACUGCUUGUGAUCCUGUGGUAGAAGAACAUUUUCGCCGGAGCCUCGGCAAGAAUUACAAAGAACCCGAGCCAGUAGCAAACUCUGUGUCCAUCACUGGCUCGGUGGAUGAUCAUUUUGCCAAGGCGCUAGGGGAGACCUGGCUCCAGAUCAAAGCGGCCAAGGAUGGAGUGUCCAGCAGCCCCGAAUCUGCUUCUCGAAGAGGCCAAUCUUCUCCUUCCUCUCACAUGGUCAACCAUAAUCACUCCCCGUCUGUACUGUCAUAGAGGCAAUCUCUAUGAGAUCAGGAGCAGCUGCUUUCACUGGGCUUUGAAAAAAAAAAAAUGCUAAAGAUUAGUGUCAGGGGAAGGGGAGUUAUUGUUUCUUUUGUGUACUUGCUUGGCACAAAGUGGAUGGCCUCUAAAAAAAACCUUUUAGCAAGAACUAUUGUCCUUUUGCAUUGUAAUGUAGCAACCUAAUUUCCUGCCUCUGUUACCAAAGAACUUCUAAUAGAAGCCUGCUACUCACUGACUGACCCAAUACAAAACCCACUCACUGUUGCAUCACACCAAUUGGUUGAUCCAAAUGCUUUUUGCUUACCAGCUUCUAGAAAUCGCGCACUUUGUGCCUUUUUUUUUUAUUUUUUUUAUUUACUUAUGUUGUAUUUUUCUCUUGAGUUUUAUCUUUGUGUAUAUACUUGAAAAGAACUGUCAUGUCUGAUUUGCACUAUUAAGAGAGGAUUAAGACUUUGAGAUGCUGAAAUUCAGAAGGCAACCUGUAUGGAUUGAGAAGUCAUCUGUCGAUGCAAACAUUUUGUGGCUGAACCAACAGAAGCUUUGGCUAAAUGUGUCCGUACACAGAUUAAUAAUGGGGGCUCCUGAUUAUCUUCCCAUGACAAAUAAAGAUGGAGCCUAUUAGACUUCAAAGUGUCCACUUCUUUUUUUGUACAGGGAGAUAAGCAGCUGCCUGAGAGGUCUGGUUAUGACUUGUCUCCCUUUCCAUAUUGAACAUGUAUAUUUAUGGGGCGGUCAGGAGACAUGGCUUUAGCCAACAGCUCUACUUUGUGUCUGGCCAGCUUUAGGGAACUUUGUCCUAUCUGUGGGCAGCAAACUGUGGAGCAGGGGGAGCUGAGCAGAUUGAUAUAUAGUGUUCAGUAUAACUUGUAUUUAUUCAUUUAAAUCACUGCUCAUUCUAUGCUUAGUCGUGUGGGCAUCCUACUUACUGACUGAAAGCCUUCAUUGUAUGAGUGUGUAUACAGAGAUAGCUGUCAGUCACUGAGCCACUGGACUCCUAAUUUAUUCAUUUAAAUUAGAAGUCAUAUAAAACUAUAUAU
This is a messenger RNA of Bufo bufo (common toad), 2395 nucleotides long. RefSeq names its product vestigial like family member 4 (gene VGLL4). The transcript has 6 exons. The record is from RefSeq and is a predicted model, not a curated record. Gene Ontology annotation, molecular function: transcription coactivator binding. Bases 402 to 1349 code for a protein of 315 amino acids. Gene Ontology annotation, biological process: negative regulation of DNA-templated transcription. Lineage: Eukaryota; Metazoa; Chordata; Amphibia; Anura; Bufonidae.